AUGAUCGAACACAUUGGGAAUCGGUACAUUGAGAACAGGCCGGUGUAUUCUGCAAAUGCCUUUAAGGAAGACCAUAAGAAGAAACACAGAUAUCAUAAGACAUUUCUGGAUCAUCUCAAAGUGUGCUGUAGCUGUUCCACACAAAAGGCCAAGAGAAUUGCCCUCUCUUUACUCCCCAUAGCAUCUUGGUUACCAGCAUACCGGAUAAAGGAAUGGCUACUCAGUGACAUUGUUUCUGGAAUCAGCACAGGGCUAGUGUGUGUACUACAAGGUUUAGCAUAUGCUCUACUGGUCAACAUCCCUCCAAGCUAUGGGUUAUAUGCAGCCUUUUUCCCAAUCAUAACCUACUUUUUCUUGGGCACUUCUAGACACAUAGCUGUGGGUCCAUUUCCAGUUCUGAGUAUCAUGGUGGGAGCAACAGUUAUGAGACUAAGCUCAAUGGACAAUUCAGAUGCUAUGGAUUCUUAUAAUAGCUCAAUGAGUAGUAACUCAUCACUAGAUGCCUAUAAGGUGAUGGUGGCCGCCACAGUCACAGUUCUUUCUGGAAUCAUCCAGUUGCUCCUGGGGGUUCUGCAGGUCGGGUUCCUGGUGAUAUAUCUAUCUGAAUCCCUCAUCAGUGGCUUCACCACAGCUGCUGCUGUUCACGUUCUGGUUUCCCAACUCAAAUUUAUGCUACAAUUGAGUGUCCCAUCACACACUGAUCCUUUUUCACUUUUCAAAAUACUAAAUUCCAUAUUCACACAAAUAGAGAAGACUAAUAUUGCAGACCUUGUGACAUCCUUGAUUAUCCUCUUCAUUUUAUUUGUGGUUAAAGAGAUAAAUCAGCGCUACAAAGCCAAACUUCCAGUGCCCAUCCCAAUUGAACUCAUCAUGACUGUGAUCGCAACAGGGGUAUCCUAUGGCUUUGAUUUCCAAGGAAGGUUUAAUGUGACUGUGAUUGGGCAAAUGCCAAAUGGAUUUGAGCCACCUAUCACGUAUGACUUGGAGAUUAUCAAAGGAACCAUCGGCGACAGCUUCAGCAUUGCAAUCGUUGGCUUCGCAGUGGCCUUUUCGGUUGCCAGCGUUUAUUCCCUCAAACACGAUUAUGCGAUUGAUGGCAAUCAGGAGUUAAUAGCCUUGGGAGUGAGUAACAUAUUCACUGGAUCAUUCAAAGGAUUUGCCGCAAGUACCGCCCUCUCCAGAUCUGCAAUUCAAGAAAGUACUGGAGGCAAAACGCAGAUUGCUGGGAUUCUCUCUGCUCUCAUCGUGCUGAUUUUCAUUGAAAACCUGGGAUUUCUUCUGGCGCCACUACAAAAGUCUGUCCUGGCAGCUCUGGCACUUGGAAACUUAAAGGGGAUGCUGAUGCAGUUUACAGAAAUACGAAGACUGUGGCGAAAGGAUAAGUAUGAUUGUCUCAUUUGGAUCGUGACCUUCAUCUUUGUCACUGUCCUGGGACUUGCGUUAGGCCUGGCAGCUAGUGUGGCGUUUCAGCUUCUGACCAUCGUGUUCAGGACCCAAUUUCCGAAAUGCAGCACACUGGCUAGUGUUGGAAGGAGCAACAUCUACAAGAAUAAGAAAGAUUACUCUGAUAUUUAUGAACCAGAAGGAGUGAAAAUUUUCAGAUGUCCAUCUCCUAUUUACUUUGCAAACAUUAAUUUCUUUAAGCAGAAACUUAUUGAUGCUGUUGGCUUUAGUCCACUUCGAAUUCUACGCAAGCGCAAUAAAGCUUUGAAGAAAAUCCGAAAACUGCAGAAGCAAGGCCUGCUACAAGUGACACCAAAAGGAUUUAUAUGCACUGUUGAUGGCUUGAAAGAUUCCGAUGAGGAGCUGGACAACAACCAAGUAGAAGAACUGAACCAGCCAAUCAAUACCACAGACCUGCCCUUCCAGAUAGACUGGAAUGCUAAUCUUCCUCUCAACAUUGCGGUCCCUAAAAUUGAACUGCAUAGCCUCAUCCUGGAUUUUUCAGCGGUGUCAUUUCUUGAUGUUUCUUCAAUGAGGGGUCUCAAAGCGAUUUUGCAAGAUUUCAUCAGGAUCAAGGUAGAUGUGUAUAUUGUUGGAGCUGAUGAUGAUUUCAUUGAGAAGCUUGUACGGUGUGAGUUUUUUGAUGAUGAAGUCAAGGACUCAAUAUUCUUCUUAACAAUCCAUGAUGCUGUUUUGCAUAUUUUGAUGAAAAAGGAUUACAGUACUUCAAAGUUUAAUUUCAAUCAGGUACCAGUUGAAACGAAAUUCUAAUCAAAAUAUGAUCCAGAGGGCUACUCAUCUGACCGUCACACACAGAACAACUUUAUACCCAGAAAGUUAUUGAUGUAUUCAUACAUUGUAUGAAGAAUAUUGUUAUUUGACACUAUUAUGUUUCAAACUUUGGAACAAGAUUGUUCUACCUUGGUAUAUUUUUCACAUAUGUAGUAUAAAAUUAUGUAAAUACUCUUAAUUUUAUAAGCUUGUAGAUUUAUCAAAGGAAGAAAAUUUUUGUGUUUAUAUGUAUUUUUGUAGCACUGACAGAUUUCUAUCCAAAUCACUACUUUCAUGCAUGUUUUAUUACACCACUGCUUUGAAUCUUGUAAUUUAUACUGUUCAUACAGUAUGUAAUUAAUACAGCUCCACUUUAAAAAAAUCCAUUUGUACAGUAGGUGUGCCGUUUUAUUAAAUUUCUUGUUUGCUUUCUGAAAUACCCUUGCUGCGAGCCCCCUUUAUAAUGGUCUGGCUGGAAGCUUGCUACAUGAGAAUCUUCUAAACCCCCUGUAAUGAAACUUCUU
This is a messenger RNA of Eptesicus fuscus (big brown bat), 2738 nucleotides long. It is a transcript of the gene SLC26A3, whose product is annotated as solute carrier family 26 member 3. NCBI's taxonomy places the organism in Eukaryota, Metazoa, Chordata, Mammalia, Chiroptera, Vespertilionidae. Gene Ontology annotation, biological process: transmembrane transport. Gene Ontology annotation, molecular function: oxalate transmembrane transporter activity; chloride transmembrane transporter activity; bicarbonate transmembrane transporter activity. The record is from RefSeq and is a predicted model, not a curated record. The transcript is spliced from 19 exons. Bases 1 to 2214 code for a protein of 737 amino acids. Gene Ontology annotation, cellular component: membrane.